Molecule: messenger RNA, 3085 nt
Organism: Dufourea novaeangliae
Lineage: Eukaryota; Metazoa; Arthropoda; Insecta; Hymenoptera; Halictidae
Gene: Mgat1
Product: alpha-1,3-mannosyl-glycoprotein 2-beta-N-acetylglucosaminyltransferase
Exons: 11
Coding region: 290-1735 (481 amino acids)
Biological process (GO): protein N-linked glycosylation
Cellular component (GO): Golgi apparatus
Molecular function (GO): alpha-1,3-mannosylglycoprotein 2-beta-N-acetylglucosaminyltransferase activity
Source: RefSeq, a predicted model, not a curated record
GGAAAACGAUGCUUUCUUUCUCGAACAGAUUUCCUCCGUGUUCAUCGCAAGGGCCAACAAUGGAGUCUGCGAGAGAGUGUCAGCGCGUGAAACGUCACGAUUCGUUAUAAAGUUCUGUUUAGUGUCAAGAUUCCACGGUGGUUCUGCUAUUCGCAGAAUCGUCAAUUGGGAGGGACUGAGAUAACGAGCCAAUUGUCGCCUACGUGCAAGAAAAUGCUGGUCCUCGUGUGGCGAUAAUCGAGGAGCGAUUACGUGGAUAGCAUAAUGAUGAGGUGACACUGGUUCUGCCAUGCGGAACAAGUCAGUCACCAUUAUUUUUGGCUCUCUUGUCCUAUGGGGUUUGAUUACAUACUUUCUGAUCUCUGAUCAGCCAGUCAAUAAGGAACAAGAUACAGCUAGAGUAUCGCAUCAGAUUAGUAAAUUGGAAAGGAGAGUGAAGCAAGAAAUAGCACUGAAUCAGGAGAUUUUGCAGGUUAUUGAAGAGGAUAAGCGACGUAAAAAAGAAGAGAUAGAAGCAGCAAAUGCAAGUGCAGACGAAAGGCAAAAGAAUAGAAAUGAUAUUAACGAAGGCAAGGUUCUACCUGAGAAAGAAGAGAAGGAUACAAAGGAUAACGAUAAGGAUGCACAGGCUUCGCAAGAAGAUCUGACUCGUACUAGCAAAAUUUCUCAUAAUGUUCCUACUCAUGGAAAACUACUAGACGGAUCUCCAAUAAUAGCAGUCCUGGUGUUUUCUUGCAAUCGUGUUACUGUACAAAGAUGUAUCGAUCAACUGAUAAAACACAGGCCCAGCAUAGAACAGUUUCCAAUUAUCGUCUCCGAAGACUGUCAACACCGUCAGACCGCCGAAGUCAUCGCCAGAUAUGGAGAUCAAAUAAUGCACAUACAACAACCCGAUCAGUCGGAUAUCGAAGUGCCGCCGAAGGAGAAGAAGUUCAAAGGAUACUUUAAAAUUGCGCGUCAUUACGGAUGGGCACUCAAUCACGUAUUCUUUCAACUUGGAUACGAUACUGUGAUAAUAGUCGAAGAUGAUUUGGAUAUAGCCCCAGAUUUCUUUGAAUACUUCCUGGGUACAUAUCCUCUCCUAGUAUCCGACAAUUCUCUGUGGUGUGUGUCAGCAUGGAAUGAUAAUGGGAAAGCUGGUUUAGUUGAUGAGAAUGCAGCCGAUAUACUGUAUAGAACAGACUUUUUUCCUGGGCUGGGAUGGAUGUUGACGCGUCAAUUGUGGACGGAACUUUCACCGAAAUGGCCGAAAUCAUAUUGGGACGACUGGAUAAGACAACCUGAACAACGCCGGAAUAGGGCGUGCAUUCGACCAGAGAUAUCCAGAACGAGAACGUUCGGGAAAGCUGGCGUAAGCAACGGGAUGUUCUACGAAAGGCACUUAAAGUACAUCAAGCUGAACACCGAGCACGUGUACUUUACCAAUAUGAACUUAACAUAUUUGUCAAAAGACAAUUACGACAUGAGUUUCGUCAACGAUGUGUAUCAGUCGACAGUGGUCAGCUUUUCGGAAUUAAAGAAUGGAAAAGUUGUUGCACCGGGUGCAGUACGAAUACCUUAUUACAGCCGUCAAGCGUAUAAAAACACUGCCAAGCAGUUCGGGUUAAUGGAUGAUUUCAGGAGCGGUGUGCCCAGAACUGGGUACCGAGGAGUAGUUACAUUUUUCUACAAGGGGAGGAGAGUACAUUUAGCACCCAGUCCAAAUUGGAACGGUUACGACAUUACUUGGAGCUAACAGAGGAUUCGACGCAGCAGGGAUUUGUUAGACUGUACAAGUUAAUUGCUUCCAGAACGUUCGUUGAAACUGAGUGAAUAUUUUGAUCGAACAGAACUCCCGCGAACGUUUAUUCCGCUUGUAAUUUUUCUUGUAGAAAGUUUGUGAGCGAAAUUCGUAACGUGUAUUGUUGAACGAUGCGAGAGAGAUUUGCAUAGUGCCUCAAAAAUCAUACUCUCUGUUUGUACACGCAGUGCUAUGCAGAUGUAGGGUCUCCAGGUUAACCACAACAAAUAGAAAAAGAAAUGUGUCUGGCAAAGAUCCAUUGAUUAAGAGAAAAUAGUGUCCUGUAACGUUAUAUUUGCUUAGCACUGUGUAUUGAGAUGCAAAAGGACUGAUACAGAGAAUCUCAAUUAUUCGUGCAUUUGAAUUUGAAACACGAUGGACAUUUACUGUCCAGUUUUUACUUCCAUUCUGUUGAAUGACCUCUUCCAAAAUCACUUUAAAGACUGUCCGAUUACGUACUUUGUUAGCUCCCAAGACUACUGGUUACUUCGAAACAGUGGUGAUAUCUACAACAGUUGCACGAAUAAUCGAGAUUCCACCGUUGUGUACAUAAUGUUUAUAUUGUAUAUCACACAUGCAUAGUUCGAAAGCAAACGCAAUUUUUGGACUAAUUUUACUCCCCAGCUUACUUUCAUUCGCGUUCAUUGGAAUUGAUGGGGUAGAAAACACGGAGGAAGGUAGACUUGUUAGUCCAGAAAUAAUGUUUCCGAUUGACUCUCUGCAUUUAGUGUGCAUUGCUCACGGGUAAUAAUCGAAGAACCGAAGGUGCAAAUUUCCUGGAUCAGAAAAUCAGAAUAUUAAUAAACCGGGUGUGUUUUUUGAUCUUCGAGCAGAUCAAAGCUUCUGCUUUCUUUACCAAACAACGGGGGUGAAGGAACGUUUUACCAAUAAAAAGCACACAGACAUGCUGAUAAUGAUGCAGUUAAUUUUCAAGUAAUCGAAAUUCUUUAAUUAAACGUUUCGAACACACGUACUUCUUCUGCGAAUGUUAUAGAAUUACGAAUACAUAUAUUGUUAAUCGAAUUUUUGAAAUUAAAUCUGAUUCCCGGAUAAAAUUGUCCGACUGACUGUGAACAUCGUUCUUUUCGUAAAUAUAAUUUUCUUUUUUUUUUCUUUUUGGCCUAUCGACUCAGUGAAACAUUCCUGAUAAUGAGUAACAUUUAUUUCCUCUUAGCAUUCUACAGCUUUCAACGCACAAAUCAUGUACAUUUGUAUACAUUCCCGAUUCUCCAUGGAACAAAUACAAAUAUUAUAGUGACUUCAAUUCCCCUCAAGCCCGCUGUACGUACGGCGUUGACUAUAAAA